GAUACCGAAACUAAAUAAUACCUGGGGGGAAAAAAACUCUGUGCGGCCGAUUUCAACUUUAGCAUAUAUUAUGUUUAAAUUUUAAUAUUUUUGUUAAUUAGUCAAUGGAUUAUUUAGAAUCUGCACAGCGAUAUGAAGAAUGAUAGUAAAUCUUUGUUUAAUUGCCUUUUCACUUCUAAAUUACUGAUUAGAUGACUAGUACCUGCUGUUACUAGGUACCUUUGUAUACCUGUCUCAAUUUGUGCAAAAUGAAAAGUUUCGAGACUGUUUUACAUUUAAACUUAAAAACAUAUGAAAUGGGCAUAUUCAUUCGCCACCUAUCAUCAUUAGCUGUUUUAGUUAAACUUUUCAGCCAUUUCACUUUUGGGCAUGAAAUGUAUUAAAUGCAGUAGCUUUCAUGAUUCCUAUACAUUGCAUCAUGUUUCAAAAUUCAGGAUUAUCAACUAUCUGGACAAGAAGUAAUUAGCACUUGAUAAAAAUAAAUCAUCAUAAUGAUUGAAGUUUUAAAUCUCUCCUCUUUGGUUUUACGAAAUUGUGUUAAAAGACUGUUUCAGGCCUUUAUAUUGAUUCUAUUUUUUGGAUCCACUUUUAUUCUACUUGGAAAACAAUUGUACAAAGGAGUGCUGACUCAAAAAUGUGUCAUUUUACCUCCAGUGAAUAUAACUAGUGCUGAAUAUGCAGCAUUUAUAGGCAAUUCUUCUAACUGGCUUGAAAACAAGAAUGGUUAUUACUUAUGUGGUAACAGUACUGGUUCUAGGCCAUGUCCUCAAAAUUACACAUGUUUAAAAGGAGCUGAUGUCAAUACAUAUAUAUCAAAUUUUAAUUUUUAUGGAUCAUCAGUGGUCACUAUCUCACAGUUAAUGACUUUGCAUUUUUGGCAAGAACUUUAUCAAAAGAUGUUGUUAACUGCUGGAACUCUUCAUGUUAGCUACUUCAUUAUGGCUUUUUAUUCUUUUCUGUACUCAAGUGGAUUGAUUUUAGCUAUUAUAACAAGAUCUUAUAAAAAUGUUCUUAAAGAAUUUGAAAUUGUUGAAAAGAAAUCUCGUUCAAUGAAGAGAGAUACUUCAACUAUAGGGGACUCUCAAAAAGGCAUAGUAAAAAGUCCAUCAUGCAAGUCAUAUGAAUUGUUCUCAAGUCAAGUCAUAUCUUCUGAUAGAAUUGAGCGUCAGACUUCUGAAAUUAUUGAAAAUACUAGUCGUGCAAGUGAUAAGAAUUUUGAUUCUGAUUCUGGUUUGAAAGAGCAUUUAGCUGAGAGCAGGCAGAAAAGAGAAGCUGUGAGAUGUCAGCUUGCUCGUGAAAAGUCAACUGAAUCUAAUGAUCAAUCAGCUAGUACUUCUGCUUGCUCAUCAGUGUUUCAACAGCAUUUAAAGAAAUUCAUAUCCAGUUUCAGUGCUGAAUUAUUUUUCUCAUUGUCCAUUACAUCAUAUCUAUGUAUUGUUAUUGUCCAGUACAGUCGUUUGAAGCUUAUCUCAUUUGAAAUAUGUUUGUAUUGCUAUUAUGUUUUUGCUGGAAUUACUCUUGUGGAAGUUGUUUUAAAAAUGAUCGCAUAUUCACCAAAAGAAUAUUUCCAAAGUAAAUGGAAUUCUUUUGACUGUUUAGUUUUGAUUGUUGGUGGAACAGAACUGAUUCUACUUGAAGUAGAUCAUCCUAUACUGUUCACUUUACGAUCAUACAAAUUGGUGAAACUAAUGGUGUGCUGCAAUACUUUUGCCCUGAAAAAUGCUCUGGGAAGCUGUGUUUUCUUAUUCAGACAUCCUACUUCAAUCCUGUUCGUUUUUAUUAUAAUUUGUAUUGUCACUGGAAUGCAAUUGUAUGGGCAAGAAUAUUUUAACAGUGUUGAUAGAUUUCCUGACCAAGAACCUCCUCGUUGGUUUUUCAAGGACUUUUACAGCUCUUUCAUUUUGGUUUUCUGCAUGUUGUGUGGUGACUGGAAGCAACCCAUGGUUAAUACAGUGCUCUUUACUUCUUAUUCUAGUGAUCUCCUGAUGCUCAUCUUUGUACUUAUUGGUAAUUUUGUGAUCAUAAACCUUUUCUUAGGCAUAGUAUUUUAUACUUUUUUCUAUAAGUCAUUACCCAGAAAUCUUUCAUCUGAAGAUAAACUCCAAAGUGCUAUUCAAGUUAUUUUGAAUAGACAAGCGAAUCUUUCAGAGGCUGUGGCAAAUGUGAAACAAUCAAAAAGUGAUAACUCUCAUCCAAAUGACAGCUCUUGCAGUGACACAUUAUCUGAAUCGCAAGAAAAUUCCACUCGGUCUUUAAACAAAAAUAAAAAGAAGCUCCAUUACAAAAAUGAAAUGGAAAUAAUGGAAGAUAGUUCAUCUGAAUAUAUGGAUGAUUGUUGCCCAUCUCUUUGUUACUUUUGUUGCUCUUGCUGCAAAGCUGAUGAAAAUCCUGUAUUGUGGCAAAACUGGGCAGAUGUACGAAGUAGGCUCUAUUGGCUUGUUGAGACAAAAGUUUUCAGAAUUGCCAUAGCUAUGAUUAUAAUUUUCAGUGUGACAAUUUUAGUCAUUGAACAAACUUAUUUAUCCAGCAAUCCUGAUGUUGGUACAAUUAUUAAAAUUGCAAGCCCUGUAGUAUUUAUAUUAUUUUUCUUUGAAAUGGUUUUGAAGUGGAUGGCUUAUGGGUUACAGAAAUUCUUCAAAAGUCACUUGGGACGUUUUGAGUUUUUCAUUUUGGUUAUUUAUUUAAUUGAUUUACUGUCAAUAAAAUUUUUUGAUGGACAGAGAAAUAUAUUCAAGGCACUACGAGCAUUUCGGCUUCUUAGUCUAACAUCUCUAUUGAAAUCUUAUCAAGAGACUCUUCCUCUGCCAAUGAAGCGAAAUAGUUGUAUGACUGGGAGUGAUUCUGUGUCAAAUGAAAGUCUUUUGCAUUUAAAACAAUUUGAAUGCAAUCGAUUUCUUGGUAGACACUGUAGAUACCGUCCUACUGGUUCUGGAGAAAUUUUUCAAAUGGACUGGAAUACACAUGAAAUACAAUCAUCUGAUCUCAAUGGCAGUAGAAUGAGAAGGAUAGAGCUUGGAUGCACUGCUGAUUAUCGUGACAGAAAUCCAACAAUAGAAGCCCAAGACUGUCUCCCAAUAUUUUGUCAUAACAUGUGUCCUGCUUGCAAGCAAGAUUGCAGUUUUUUCAGAAUGUGUUCUGUUAUCAGGACUAAAAGUAUGAUACUGUUGAAAAGCAGAUAUUUCUUCAGCUUUAUUGUGUUUAUGAUUCUGCUCAGCAAUUGUCAAUUGGCAGUGGAAUUGAACUUUUCUGAAAGGAAGUUGCUGAUUAUAGAAGUAAUUGCUGCAUAUUUGGAUAAAGUAUUUGCAGGCUUUUUUGUGAUGGAAAUGCUUCUAAAGAUGUUUGGUUAUGGUUUGAAAAGUUAUUGCAGCAACUUUUGGUGUAUUUUGGAGUUCUUGACUACUGUUACAACAACUAUAUAUGUCGUCUUGUAUGAAUUGGAUUUUCAAGGAGUAUUUGUGCUGAAAUUAGUUAGAGUAUUUCGCCUACUCUAUUUAUACAAGACUUUGAGAUUCAAUAAGCAGUCAAAGGCUAUUCUAAUAUCAUUAAAAUGUGCAUUACCUUCUCAUCUCCUGGUCUUCUUAUUUGUAUUUUACUUAUGGCUAAUCUUCGCUGUAAUUGGUACUGCAAUGUUCAGUGGAAUGCUGUAUCGAUGUGUGGAUGCAAACAAUAAUGUUCUUUCACUUUCGGUGGAUGCAUGCAUUCAGAAUAAUGGAACCUAUAAAAAUUCCCCUGUCAACUUUGAUUAUGUAUCAAAUGCAUUCAUUGGUCUGCUACAAGUGGCAACUCUGCAGAAUUGGAUAAGUUUUGUUACAGAUAUUAUGGAUAAUUCAAAUGCUUCAAAUAAAAUGAAGAAUGAACUCUAUACUGCAACAUUUUUUCCUCUGUUCAUAAUGUUCAGCACUUUCCUGACAUUAAAUCUUUUUGCUGGAGUAACUUGUUGGUAUUUCAACGAUCAAAAAAGAGAAUCUGAAAAUGGCCUAAGCUCAAGGACAAAUCAAUUAUAUAAAGCAGCUGUCAAAAAAAUGGAAAGUGUCAAACUGGAAAAAUCUAUCCCUCCUCCUAAGUUGCACUUUCAAGCUUUUGUUUACCGAAUGGUGAACAGUGACAAUUUUGAAAUAGCCCUUUUUGUCUUCAUUGGACUUCACAUGCUUCUCAUAGCUUUAGAUAUGUAUGACCCUGAUCCAUCAGAAAUGUUUGCUUUAGCUAUGUUUGAGCUCAAUAUAUUUUUCAUUGUAAUUUUUUCGUUGGAAUGCAUUUUAAAACUAAUUGCAUAUCGACACUACUACUUCUUAUCAUUUUGGAACCACUUUGAUGUGGUUGUUUCAGUACUUUGCAUUUGUGGAACUUUGUUUGAAAAUCUUUUCUCAUCCCCUAUGCUCCCAGCUAUGUUGCGAUUAAUACGCUUUAUAAAAUGCCGUCGAUACUUGAGGCGAUACGUAAGGGGAAUGUUACCAUUACUGUAUACCUUGUACUCAUCGAUCCCAGCAUUUGUCACCAUUGUAAUUCUUCAGUUCAUUGUUAUGUUCAUUUAUGCCAUAUUUGGGGUCUACCUAUUCCAUAGCAUCAAGCAGUCGUGGGAUAUAAGUGGAGAACUUAGCUUUGAAACAUUCCCCAAAGCCAUGCUACUCCUCUUCCAACUUUCUACCCUAGCUGGUUGGAUAGAUGUUCUUCAUUGUUUAUCAGCAUCAGGAGAAAACUUGACAUCUGCAACCUUUUUUGUUGUGUCAUACAUUAUAAUCGUGUACUAUAUUAUCAUUAAAACACAUUUGGUUAUAGUCUUAGAUAGUUAUGAAACUGCUAUGUGUGAAUAUGAGAAUAUUUUGUUGAAGGAGGAUUAUGAGAUGUUUGCUGAAGUAUGGCAAAAGUUUGACAGCAAUGCCCGAGGCAUCAUCAAGUUCAGCAAUCUGCCGGACCUGUUGGAUGUUUUGGAAGAACCUUUUCACUUUGGCAAACCAAAUCGAUAUCUCAUUGCAACACUUAAUAUUCCUAUUUAUGAAGGAGACCUUGUAUUUUAUGCUGAUGUAAUGGAUGCCCUUACUCGGGAUUUUAUGAGUCAUAGGGCACACCUUGUGGAAAUACCAGACAGCAUACCUGGUCUUCUCGACAACAAAGGUAAAACUUUGAAAAAAAUUGGAAGUACACUAUGGAGGCAACGGCAAAACCACUGUGCUUACAUAAUUCAGCGUGCUUGGAGGCGCUAUACAGGGAGGCUAGUGAGGUCCCCAGUCUUUUACAGUGAAGUAAGAUUGGCUGAUCAAGGUGACAAAGUUGACACUUAUUUAUCUGCAGAAGUUCGGUCUGGUAGUCAUGCUUCAGUGUGAAAGUUAAAAAAAAAAUCAAUCAUAAAA
Argiope bruennichi is the source of this 5348-nucleotide messenger RNA. RefSeq names its product sodium channel protein PaFPC1-like. Gene Ontology annotation, biological process: neuronal action potential; sodium ion transmembrane transport; membrane depolarization during action potential. The coding region runs from base 492 to 5321 and encodes 1609 amino acids. NCBI's taxonomy places the organism in Eukaryota, Metazoa, Arthropoda, Arachnida, Araneae, Araneidae. The record is from RefSeq and is a predicted model, not a curated record. Gene Ontology annotation, molecular function: voltage-gated sodium channel activity. Gene Ontology annotation, cellular component: voltage-gated sodium channel complex; plasma membrane. The transcript has 28 exons.